AUGAUGUCGUCAACCCUCCUCUCAGCGGCCACCACUUUCGACAAGGGCUUAGCCCCAAGCUAUCAGCCCUUCAAAGAGAGAUACAACCUGGAAUGCCUGGUGCAAGAUAUCAAACAGCAUUUGGGAGCGACGGGUGGUAUAUCUUCUGAAGAAGUCGAUGAAGAAUAUCUGAUCUCACUGGCACAAAAAUACAUCUCCGACCCGAGUGAUUGGAUCGAGUAUUUCUACAAUGAUACCAGCAAGAAUUAUACCCGCAAUGCUAUUGAGAAUAUCAAUCACAAGGCGAAUAUUCUUCUUCUCGUCUGGAACCCUGGAAAAGGCUCCCCGAUCCACGAUCAUGCCAACGCGCACUGCAUAAUGAAGGUCCUCGCAGGACAAUUACACGAGACUGUUUACUAUGCACCUGAGACCGAUUCCAAAGAGGCUAAGCCUUUGACUAUCAAGUCGGCUAAUACGUUUGGUAUGAAUGAAGUGACAUACAUCUCCGAUGACAUUGGUCUUCACCGAGUUCAUAAUCCUCAUCCCACCCAGAUUGCUGUCUCUUUACACCUUUACACCCCGCCAAAUGCAGCCGACUAUGGCUACAAUAUUUUCAAUGAAGCCACAGGGUCGGCUAGUUAUGUAUCCCAGGCUCGCUCGAUCUCGAAAUAG
This is a messenger RNA of Penicillium longicatenatum, 651 nucleotides long. RefSeq lists its product as uncharacterized. The record is from RefSeq and is a predicted model, not a curated record. Gene Ontology annotation, biological process: L-cysteine catabolic process. Gene Ontology annotation, molecular function: ferrous iron binding; cysteine dioxygenase activity. The transcript is spliced from 3 exons. The coding region runs from base 1 to 651 and encodes 216 amino acids. Lineage: Eukaryota; Fungi; Ascomycota; Eurotiomycetes; Eurotiales; Aspergillaceae.